Episyrphus balteatus (marmalade hoverfly) is the source of this 1858-nucleotide messenger RNA. RefSeq names its product golgin-84 (gene Golgin84). Bases 102 to 1757 code for a protein of 551 amino acids. Gene Ontology annotation, cellular component: Golgi cisterna; Golgi membrane. The transcript has 3 exons. Gene Ontology annotation, biological process: Golgi organization; retrograde transport, vesicle recycling within Golgi. The record is from RefSeq and is a predicted model, not a curated record. NCBI's taxonomy places the organism in Eukaryota, Metazoa, Arthropoda, Insecta, Diptera, Syrphidae.
GAUAAUUUUUCAUUUAAUUUCAAUUUGUCGAAGUCUGAAACCAUUGUUCAAUUAAACAAAUAAGUUUGUCAAAACUAUCUUCCAAUUCCUAAAAAAAAAAAAUGUCAUGGAUAACUGGUCUUGCUGACAAAGCAGAAAAUAUAUUGAAUAAAUUAGAUCAAAAUGCUGCAACAGCUCUCCAAACUCCACCAAAUUCUUCCAACACAAUUACCACCACAUCAUCAUUACCAACAAUUAUUAAUCCAAACAUUAUUCAAAACGAUAGAAUUGAAGUUAUAAAUCGAAUUUAUCCAGCCAAUUCUCUACAACUCGUCAAAUCACCACUUUCCCCAAAACGAACUCCAUCGACGCCCACAAAAUCAAGUCCAACAAAACAAGUUGCUUCAUCUGUCGAUACAAUCGAUUUCCCUCAAGACAUAUCGAAUCUCUCUUCACGACGUAGUUCGUUAAGUUCACAACCCGACUCAGUGACAAUUGAUAUGUCUGUCACAUCUGAAAAGAACAAUGUUCCAACUCAACCCAAAUCGAUUUCAGAGAUUCAAGAGCUUGCUGCAUUUAAAAUUGCUCUAGCUGAUAUCUCGAAUGAGCGAGAUGAACUCAAAGGUAAACUUCUUGCCUUAACAGAUAGUAGCCAAAAUGCAUUAAUGCAAACUCGACUCGGAGAAAUGGAAAUUCUGGUUAAUCGAUUGACCGCUGAGCGGGAUCAAAUCCAGAAUGAACUUUAUGAUGCUCAGAGCACAAAUAAAGGCUAUAUGCAUUCCAUUUCUCAACUAGAGUCUAACAUUGCCAAGAUUCAACAAGAAUUUGUUGAUGUCACUAAGAAAUUACAAAUGCAAAUUAAAGAAACCGAACAGCAGCGUCUUGAUUUGGUUGAGUAUCGUAAAAAAGCACAACUCGCUUUGCAAAUGAAAGAUCAAAUGAUUAAUGAGUUAAAGUCACAAGGGAAUGGGGGAGAUAUUAAACAAUCUUCUUCUGAAAAUUCCAAUGAACGAGUGUUACUUUUAGAAAUAAGCACUUUAAAAGAAGAAAAUAAGCAAUUUCAAGAAGAAAUUCAAAAUAUUCGCAUGCAAUUAGAAAAUUCAAAGGCAAAUCUUCAUUCGAUUUGUCGUCAGCAUGAGGAGACUCUUUCAAUACUUCAUACAAACGAUGAUACACUUCGGAAAGAUAUACGUUCCGAGAAGGAGCGGAUAUUACAACUUGAAUCUGAGUUGAGGGUUUUGAAUCAGGAAUUGUUGGCUACACGGAAGCAAAUGGCAAGUCAAAUGGAAACCUAUUCGGCUACUAUUCAGGAGAAGGAGAAACAGUUGGAAAGAGUUAAGGCUAGUUAUGCAGCUGCACAAGCAGAUCCUACUGCUUUCGAGACACGAAUAAGGGCUUUAACUCAAACUCUGGUGGAAAAGCAAAAUUCAGUAGAAACAAUGACAGCGGAGAGGAAUGCAUUGAAAUUCCAAUUGGAAAAGGCUGAGAACCAGUUGAGAUUGUCUGCAUUUAACACUUCAACAGAACGGAAUCCUCUCACACUCGUCAAUCACACAGAUGAUGUUAAAGCUCAAUUUCCAAUUCUCAUGCGAGAAAAUCCAUUUGAUAAUCGAGUUGCCAGAAGGGUGAAACGUGCUUAUUCCACACUAGACUCAGCAGGGAUACGAUUGGGAGCAUUUUUGAGAAGAUAUCCACUAAUGCGAAUUGCUGUUUUGAUGUAUGUUGGGUUAUUGCAUUUGUGGGUUAUGUUUGUAUUGCUAUCGUCUACACCAACAUAACCUUGAAUGGAAGGUGAUAGUUGUUGUUUGUUAGAAUUUAUGUAAAUAUGUAUUAUUCCAAUAUAUUUUAAUUUUUAUUGAAGUAAUCUUUAAUCUCAAAA